Messenger RNA from Phoenix dactylifera (date palm), 872 nucleotides. NCBI's taxonomy places the organism in Eukaryota, Viridiplantae, Streptophyta, Magnoliopsida, Arecales, Arecaceae. The record is from RefSeq and is a predicted model, not a curated record.
UCUUCAAGAGAUGAGGGCGUGGAGAAGAGAGAGAGAGAGAGAGAGAGAGAGAGCCCAAUGGCCGCCACCACCACCAUGACCACGGACUCAGAGAGUUCCCCGGCGCAACAUGCGAAACUUGGCAUAGUGGCUGCGGAGGUCGCGAUCUUCACCAUCGCCACCUACGCCGUCUCUACUGUCGUCAUCAUUUUCUGUGUCAAUAUCUGGGACCGACUUUGGGGCCGGCGCCGUGUCCUCCACACCCCACCCGCGAGCAGGCCUACCGAGGCCCUCAGAACCGGGCUGCGGCCAUCCGCCAUCUCUGCCCUGCCGACUUUCGCCUACCGGAGAGUCGGGGAUGGCAGUGGAAGCGAAAAUACCGGCACUUCGGAACAGAGAACCGUCUGUAUGAGUCUGGUGGAGGAAGGGGAGAUGGUGAGGCUGCUGCCCAACUGUAGACAUGUCUUCCAUGUCGAUUGUGUCGACGUAUGGUUUCGCUCCCACUCGACGUGUCCCCACUGUCAUUCCAGUGUCGAGGCACAAGAAAUGGUCCGGAAGGUGGAGUUUGGCGAGGCGUCGGCGCCACUGCCCCCAUCGGUGUAAAAUUUGGUGGUGGCGCCUCCUCCCUCCAUCGCGUUUUCUCUAGUUUUUUCCUCCAAAAAUAACCGGUGGGAGAGCCGCCUGUCCAAAUUUAAACUCGAAAUCUCUCUCCAUCACAAGCACUGGGGAGGGAGGUGCCAACCAGCUGACCGAAGCCUCAUUAGCAGUUUGGUGGCGGUGCCUCUUUGAUUUGGCGGAGGAAGGUAUUUUGGGAUUGAAGAUCUGGAGUGUAAAUAUCUAUUAUUUUCUUGAUUAGUUCUCUGGUUGUAUGAGGUGAUAUAUGUAUGUGAUUG